CUAAUAAUGGCAGGCAAAGAACUUGCAUCCUCAUCUUUUCCCUCAAAUUUCAACCCUCCAAACUCCAACAAUGACUCCUCAGAAAACAACUCUAGUACGUUUCCUACACACCCAAGUAAUCAUUUUUCUAGGAUGGGAGACAACAAUGAGUUCAUGGUUUCUACAACACCCAUCAAUACCAACAAAAAUGAUACAUUGGUGAUGCCACAACCAUCAUCUGAUAGAUAUAUGAAUCUCCCUCAAGAUCCAUCGGAGGACCUUAUCAAAUCUUCCUCUAGAAAGCGAACGGAUAGACAUUUGGGCUCUAAGAACAGGCCCAAAGCACACAUCAUUGCCGAGGAAGACACACAAACCUUCACAGAACUGGUGGUGGAGUUGUUGGUGGAAAGAUUAUUGUUGCUAGUGUUAUUUUCAUUAAUGCUACUCUUACUUGGAAAAUUGUGACCCACAAGAUUAUCUCCACCAAUAGAAAUGUUUAAGCCUUGAAGAAGAUGGACCAUUACAUGUUGGUGGUGUCAUCACCAACGUUAAUUAUGUAGCUUAUGAAUAUGACGACAACAACAAAAAUAAUAUUUUUCAUGUGCCUACAAACUCCAAUGGUGUGCAUAGUAAUUCAAGUCAGCUGAAUUAUCAACUUCUCUCUCACUAUCUUCCAACUUAUUGGAAUGUCAAUGAUGAAAAUUUCAUAAAAUGGAACCACUCCAAUCAUCCUCAUAACUAUUAUAUAAUCAAAGACACUUAUGUGAUCCCCUUUGUUGUUUUAGUCCUUUAAAAAUUUGAAUAAAAUAAGUUUAAUUUCU
This is a messenger RNA of Lathyrus oleraceus (garden pea), 800 nucleotides long. RefSeq lists its product as uncharacterized. NCBI's taxonomy places the organism in Eukaryota, Viridiplantae, Streptophyta, Magnoliopsida, Fabales, Fabaceae. The record is from RefSeq and is a predicted model, not a curated record. The transcript has 2 exons. Bases 7 to 444 code for a protein of 145 amino acids.